Haemorhous mexicanus (house finch) is the source of this 2973-nucleotide messenger RNA. It is a transcript of the gene C15H5orf47, whose product is annotated as chromosome 15 C5orf47 homolog. The record is from RefSeq and is a predicted model, not a curated record. The transcript is spliced from 5 exons. Lineage: Eukaryota; Metazoa; Chordata; Aves; Passeriformes; Fringillidae. Bases 1615 to 2151 code for a protein of 178 amino acids.
CCGAGUCCAGCUGUGCCACAUCCCCACCUUGUCCCCAACUCAGAGCACCGAGUGCCGCCUCCAGGGAUGGGCUCUCCAAACCUCCCUGGGCAGUUGCAGUGCCUGAGCACCCUUUCCAUGGGGAAAUUCCUGCUGAUUCCACCCGGAGCCUGCCCUGGCCCAGCCCGAGGUGGUUUCCUCUCAUCCUGGAUGCCCUCCUGGCUGUCCCCUCCUGUCAGGGAGCUGUGCAGAGCCACAAGGGCCGCCCUGAGCCUCCUUUUCUCCAGGCUGAGCCCCUUUCCCAGCUCCCCCAGCUCCGUUCCCUUCUCUGAACGCACACAGGGACCCUCAGCCUCCUCAAAGCCUGGGGAAUGACCAUGGUUUGCUUCGUGGUCUCUGCAUCCAUCACGGAUGGUAACACCAUUCAUGCUGCCAGUGCUGCUGAAACAAUUAGAAAAAGUAGGUAUUUUCAUAGAAUUUAUUAUUUCUAAUUUGCAACCCUGUGCAAACUGAACUCCGGGAAGUAAUCUGGAGCAGUAUUUUAGUGACAAAGAAAACAUCAGUGGGACUUGACGUAAAUUCUUCCCUGUGAGGCCAUGGCACAGGGUACCCAGAGAAGCUGUGGAUGCCCCAUCCCUGGGAAGUGUUCAAGGCCAGCUUGAAUGGGGCUUGGAGCAACCUGGGAUAGUGGAAGGUGUCUCUGCACAUGGCAGGGGGUGGAACUGGAUGGUGUUUAAGGUUUCUUCCAACCCAAACCAUUCCAUGAUUCUAUGACUUGAGCUCUCCAGUGGUUUGAGAAUGCCAGUUGUCACCGUCCAUACCCAACAAACCCAUGGCUGCCAUGGGACCCCGAGCACCAGCACGGGCUGGACUGACCCGCCAGGCAUCCUGUCAGUGUCACACAUCUGUUGCUGCCUGAAGGACAAAAAGGUAUUUGAUGUUUCAUAAUUGUUUUGCACGUGGCUGGAGUGGGUGCACUGCUUGGAGAGGAAAUCCUUGUAUCAGUGCAGGCACUGCAGCAGCACCUGCACCAAAGAGAUGCCAGGGUUUCCCCGCUGGAGAGACAAACAAGACAUCAAACAACCUUCAGCCCAGAGUCCCCUUACCAUUGGUACAAACAGAUCAAUAACUUGGAUGAAAUAUAUCAAUACAUGGCUUCGGGCAGCGGCAAUGUGUGCUAAACUCUAGCACUGACCCAGGGACCAGGGGACAUGCAGCCCCUCAGUCCCUGGCUCCACUCACCGACCCCCGGCUCCCCUCAGUCCCCGGCUCGUCUCACCAACCCCUCGCUGCCCACUCAGUCCCGGCUGGUCUCACAACCCUUCGCUCCUUUCACUGACCUAUCCCCGGUUCCCCUCACAGAGGCCCAGCCCGGCUCCUCUCAGUCCCCGGUUCCCCUCAUUGACCCCUGAAUUCCCCUCACCGCCCCUCAGCCCCGGUUCCCCUCACCGACCCUUUUGUCCCCCGGUUCCCCUCGCCGCCCCCUCAGCUGCGGCUCCUUUCAGCCCCCGGUUCCCCUCACUUAGCCUCAGUCUCCGGUUACCCUCAGUCCCCGCUCCCCUCACCGACCCUCGUCUCUCCUCACUAAGCCUCAGUCCCCGGUUACCCUCACAGCCCCCAGCCCCGGUUCCCCUCAUGCCCGCGGUCCCGCCGCAGAUGGAGCGCGGCCGCCACGCCCGCCCGCCCGUGCCGCUGGUGUACGUGAACAGCUUCGGCUCGCACCGCUGCGGCACCGUGAUCCGCCUGGGCCGGGGCUGGCGGCAGAGCCCCGGGCAGAGCCCCCCGGGCCGGGCCGGGGCCCCGAGGGCCGCCCCGGAGCCGCGGGCCGGGCGCAGUGCCGGGCCGGGCGGCAGCGGGAGGCGAGCGGGGAGCGGCGGCGAGGCGAGAGCCGGCAGCCGCACCAGCAAUGACCCUCGAGAGGCUAAGGCUGACACCUUUGACUUUCCCAUCCCUUCAAGAGACGUUGAUAAAGUCAUUAAACGAAAGAAGAAAAAGUCCAAAGUCUGGCACAAAGUCUGGAAAGUGAUUUCAAAAAUGCUUGAGGAAAAUGAAAGGUUCAGAAGUCGACUGUUGACCUGCAGCCAGUUUGAUGGAGAAGGUUCUGACAGGAUCCAGAGGUCACAGAAUGGGGCAUACCUGGACAGGGAUGAGUCCAUCUUUGGCUGGGUGUAGCAAGGAAAUAAAGGAAGAUUCAGCCCCAAAGGAAAUAUAAACAAAGUGAAAGCUUUUAUUUUGAUCUAGUUCUUCCUGGAGUCAGUGCAAGACUGCAAAGUGACUUCAGGGAACACAGGUUCUCUGUUGUUUGCUUGGUGUUUGUGCUUCUGCUGUUUAAGAUGUUUGUUUUUACAGUGGCUUAAACAGCUCUGUUGCAAGAUAUUUAUCUCAAGCCAUUAAGUCUAGUGUUUCACUGAGCUAUUAGUUUUAGAAAGCUUUUUAAUGAGUAUAAUAAUGUGACAGUUUUCUUGCAAAAGAAGAGAUACACAUUUACUGUUGUCUCUGUAUUUGUAUCUUUUAUUUUUGUAGCUUGUCAGAACAAUAAACACAAAUUCAGUAAGGCAGAACUCCACACAAGACAUAAACCCCACUUUCCUUUUUUCCUGGUUUGCAUAAAUUUGACUUUAUGAUAUUAAAAUAUUACACAAUAACCCUCUCUGUUCUUUCAUCCAUUUAUACAUGAAUCUCAGCAAGGAUCUGGAAUAUGAAACCAGGUGAAUGUUUUCUCUCUCUGUUCAUCCUGAGGCACAUAAUGGUACCAUCACAAUCAGGAGGUGUUGUUUAUCUACCUGACUUCAAUAACACAAUAUCAUUUUCUUCUGUUCUGCAGCUUAAUACUUGAACCCUUGAUUGACUGUUAAAGCCUUUUAAGCCAGCAAAUUGUGUAAAUGGAACAUGAAAACUGCAUAAAAAUAGUUAUGUAUAUGGGGUUCAUCUCAGGAGUAAAACAUUCACCUGUCACAAUGAGACCUCCUUGCUUUCAAUAAAAGGAUUGUUUUC